This is a messenger RNA of Heteronotia binoei (common prickly gecko), 5810 nucleotides long. It is a transcript of the gene ALPK3, whose product is annotated as alpha kinase 3. Gene Ontology annotation, molecular function: protein serine/threonine kinase activity; ATP binding. Gene Ontology annotation, biological process: protein phosphorylation; cardiac muscle cell development. Gene Ontology annotation, cellular component: nucleus. The transcript is spliced from 14 exons. The record is from RefSeq and is a predicted model, not a curated record. Bases 120 to 5132 code for a protein of 1670 amino acids. Lineage: Eukaryota; Metazoa; Chordata; Lepidosauria; Squamata; Gekkonidae.
CCGCCCCGGGUGAUUGACGGCUGGUGCGCUGCGCCGACUAGGACUGGGAGCCGCCCGGGACCCCCGCGCGCCCCCCUUGCCUCCGCCGCCGCCAAGCUCCUCACUUUCCGGCCGGGCAAAUGGGCUCCAGGCGGAGGCCUCUGGGCCGCUCCUACUCGGGCAACGGCCGCUUCUUGGCCUACAGCCCCGCCGGCGCGGGCAGCGACGGCGAGGACAACGGGCCGCUGGUGGAGAGCCGGCCCGAGCGGCGCAGCUACAUGCUCAGCGUGCGCCCGGAGAACAGCUUACCAACCAACAGAUUAUCUCCCUCCAGCUUUGGAAGGAGCACCUUCUGCACAAUUAUUGCACAGCUGACGGAGGAGACUCAACCGCUGUUUGAAACUACCCUUAAAUCUUAUGCUGUAUCUGAGGACGCGGAUGCCAAAUUCACAUGCAUUGUUACAGGAUACCCCCAACCGGAAGUGACGUGGUAUAAAGAUGACGAAGAGAUGGACAGAUACUGUGGCUUACCAAAGUAUGAGAUCUUCCGUCACGGGAACCGACACACACUGCAGUUGUACAACUGCAAAGAGAAUGACGCAGCCAUUUACCAGGCCUCGGCGAGAAACAGCAAGGGCAUUGUGUCCUGUUCGGGCGUCUUGGAGGUUGGAACCAUGACGGAGUACAAAAUUCACCAGAGGUGGUUCGCCAAGCUGAAGCGGAAGGCCGAAGCCAGGUUGCGCGAGAUAGAGCAGAGCAGAAAGCGUGAGAAGGAGAAUGUGGAGGCGGAGCAGCUGAGAAGAGUGAGCCCAGACCGGUUCCAGCGGAAGCGCCGGCUAACGGGAGAAGUGGGCAUGCGCUCUGGCACCUCCCUGUGGGACGAGGAAGUGGCCAAGGUGCAUAUUCCUGAUCUGAAGCAGAGACUCAACGAGGACAGUCACGCCAAGAGCAAAGAGUCCUCCCUGGAUGCAAAAGUCCUCUUCUCGAACAAUUUCAUCACCGGACGUCUGGAAGCAGACGUGACGACCAAUGGAGACUCUUCUCUCGAGAGUGGCGAGGAGAACGGAGAAGAGAACGGCAGUGGCUUUCUUACUUAUAUCUACGAGACGGUGGAGAUUAUGACCAGCAAGCCUACCAACAAGGAAUUCGCUGCUAAGAAGAAGAAGAAAGAGGAGAACGCCAUCGACUUGCCAAACACUAAACAAGACGUUUCCCGGCCAGAAGACAGGAUGCAACUGAGGAGAACCAUCAGGAGUCAGAAGAAUGCUGAGCCCGUGCUGACAUCUGAACGCACACCCUCAGCAACGGCAAACGGGGAACUGAUGGAAACGGAGUCCAAAGGGGUCCCAAGUCAGGUUAUGGGAAGUCCAGCACACCUGCAUUCCAAUACCGAGGUGUACUUUUCCCUGAAAGACAUGUAUUUCGACAUUGGAGCCAAGUGUGAAACAGAGCAGGAGGUGCCAGAGAAAAAAGGGGGCGGAAUGGAUAUUUACCAGCCAACCCCAGAUGUUUCCAGCACGAAAGAGACUCUUCCGGUUUGGACAAGGACUGUGCAGGAAGAAAAGUCAACUGAGCAGGAAGCGAAGGGAAAGGAGGCCCUGGAGACUGCAGUGACUGAAACAGCUAAGGACUUUAAUGUGGAACUGACCCAGUAUCCUAAGUGGACCACAGAGCCCACGCCAGAGGUGGAACCUGCACUUCACGUGGCUGAAAUCCCAGGCAAAACAACCUUGGAAACAGAACCUCAACCUCCCAGCUGGGAGUCAGAGGCUGGCCUGGAGAUACAACCUUCCCUCACUCAAGGAAACGGAGGGGAGACAUCUGAAGGCAACAUCCGAGAAACGGACUUACUGGAUUCCCUCCCCAUCUAUGAUAUCCCGCAGCCCCAGGAUGCUGCAGAGCCACACGUGGAUUGGUUGUCACAGGAAGCAACGGGAGACUCGCCAUGGGCCUCUGCGGAAGAGCAGCUGCCCAGCAAAGGGCCUUAUGAGACUCCUGAAAAUUUGAAGACCACCUUUUUCACUGCCUAUGAUACUCCGCAACCUCCAGCUUCAGGAUUUAUCCAAGAAACUAAUCAGAUAUCUGCCUACUUCUCGUUAAAGGAAGACUCCCCCGUAGAGCCAGAGACCAAAUGGGUCAAGGAGAAGUCCAGCCGCAGCCCAGAAACCCAAGAGCCAAGCAUGGAGGUGGUAAGCCAAGAAGGUAAACAGUAUAGCUGGGGGACUUCCUUGAAUCCCCCGGCUGUUUCCCUUGAUCUUGCGCCACCCAUUGGGGAGGAGCCCCUGCUUUUGGAAGAAGAGGUGGAGAAGGUCUCCUCAAUUUUUGAUAUUGAUGAAAAUCAGCACAGGCUAUCUCCAGAUCAUGGAACUGAAGAGAUGGUCCCUGCUGGAUUUCCACCCCAGAGAGCUGAUCUCGAGACAGGUCCGAUGUGUUGCUUGGACCGAGGAGCACCUCAGACUGAAGCAGAAGUCAGUGUGAAGCAAGAAGAGGCACUGGAGUCAUUGCAGGAUGACAGACCUGACCUGAAAAUGGAUUUGGGGCUUGAGGUGGAAAGGACAGUAACAGCAAGACCUCUUCUGAUUCCGGAGGCUUCCGUAGAACUUCCCGUUCCCUACGAAAGCAUUCCGGAAAAGCCACCUCCAAAUCCCGCUAUGGUGAUGCCUCCAGUGUUUCAUGGAUCUUCUGGGUCAUCUCUGCUUUCUCCUGCUGAAGAAGACCUUGCUGAGAGGAACCAAUCAGUGGCCUCUUUGCUGAGGGACGUGAAGAGAGAUAUGGACCCUUGGCAACCAGCAAGGCCUCCACUUUCAGAACCAGCCCAGCAGGCUGAUAGGAUGGUCCGAGAGGGGGAACAUGCUAAGGAAGUGCUCUCAGCUCCUCAGAGCAGCAAAGAGGAUGAGCAGGAGUCCUUAGCGCUUGGCCAAAAGCUGGAGAUGGGUGAUAAGGAAGAGAAGAGAACAGCCUCAAGCACUUUGUUUUCACAGGAUUUGCCACAGCCCGAGAAUGCUAUGGAGGAGGAUCAAAACCCGGAGAAGAAACAGCAGAAAAACCUGGUGACUUCCCUGAAAAAUUAUUUGCUCCUGCUCUUGAAGAUGACCUCAGAGCCAGAGAAAAGCACAGAGAGCCCAAAGCAGGAAGCCAAGGUGGUGGAGGAAAGGGCUCCACCCUCUGCUCUCCCAAGGCACGUCACAGAUACGGGUAUUGCCGGGUUAACCCCCAGAACUUCAAGGAAGAUCUUUGAGCGGGUUGAAACCAACCAGCUCUUUCAGAGUGCAGAGAGCCUGCAGCUGACCCCCAAGACUUCCAGGAGGCUCACAGGAAUGAUCAAUCAGGAGUUGCUUGCUUGCCAAGAGAGACUGAUGGCUGAAUCAAAGGUGCCUCCAUUGCCCUGUGUUCCCUCAAUCGUGGUAGGGAACAUUUCCGGCGAGCCAACGGGGCUUCCCGAACUGCCUCCAGAGGUUCCUGGUGAGGCACCAGCAGCCCUGCCUAGCGCUACCCCCCAGGAGCUGGCGCUGGGAGCGCGCCGUAAAAUAUUCCUGCCCAAAGCCAAGCCGGGUGAUGAGAUGGAAGGGCUAGUCCCAGACAGCCAGGCGCAUGCCAAAAAGGACAGCCCCACCGUGUCCCCGCAGCAGAGCCGAAGGAAUGCGGCUCUUCUGCAAACUCCAGUCCCAUCUCCGUCUCCUCCCAUGGAGAGGCGUUCCCCAACCCUUGCCAGAAAGAUGGCAACGCUAGAAGUGCCAAAGAUGUACGAGGAGACUACUGAAGAGAGUAAGACUGUGGCAGACAGUGUCCUGGGAGUCCCAGAGAAAUGUGAAGAGGCUGGCCUGGAAGGGCAGUCAGGAGAAUCCCGGAGAGCAAACGACCCAUUUAAAGCCCCGCAGGUGAUCCGUAAGAUCCGAGCAGAGCAGUUCUCAGAUGCUUCGGGGAACCUGAAACUUUGGUGUCAGUUCUUCAACGUGCUGAGCGACUCGAAGCUGACCUGGUAUAAAGAUGAGAUUCCUGUGACGGAAACCAGAAGGAGCUCCGGGGAUGAAGGGCAGGCAGCCCUGGCCAUCGUGCAGGUGUCCCUGAAGGACUGCGGCGUCUACCAGUGCACCAUCCAGAACGAAUACGGCACCGACUCCACCGAUUUCCUGCUGAGCGCUGAAGUGCUGUCAGGAUUUCUCUCCAAAGAAGAAAUAGAAGCUGGUGAAGAGAUCGAGAUGACACCCAUGGUGUUUGCCAAAGGCCUAGCCGACUCUGGCUUCUGGGGGGACAAGCUCUUUGGCCGGAUCAUGGUGGAGGACCUAGAAGUGGGCCAAGGCUUCCUGCGCAAGGCUUGCCGUGCUCGGGCCAUUUACGGUCUCGAGCCAGUCUUUGAGUCCGGGCACACAGGCAUCAUCAAAGUCCGCAACCUCAUUGCCUUCGGUGGGCGCAGCGAGAACACACUCAUGGAGCGGAACUAUGACAUCACCAUCCAGGAGUGCAAGAUCCAGAAUUCGAGCCGGGAAUACUGCAAAAUCUUUGCCGCAGAGGCCCGAGCCGUCCCUGCCUUCGGGCCGGUGCCUGAAAUAAUCCCCGUCUACCUGAUCUACCGCCCGGCUAACAAUAUUCCCUACGCCACCAUGGAGGAGGACCUGCCUGGCCUAUUCGAACGCUUCUGCGGGCGAGAGCGAGACGGCAGCCUGGCACCAGCCAGUGCCUCUGAGGUUGGACACAAGUGCGCCACCUUCCAGCACUGGCUCUAUCAGUGGACAAACGGCAACAUCCUGGUGACGGACUUGGAAGGUGUCGGGUGGAAGGUCACCAAUGUGAGGAUUGCUACCAAAACGAAAGGGUACCAAGGCCUGAAGGACAGCUGUUGCCCAGCCUUGCUGGAACAUUUUGCCACCUCCCACCGCUGCAACCAUUACUGUGAGCUUCUGGCCUUGAAGAGCCUCGAAACCCCACAGCCACCGCCCAGAGUCAAAGGCUCCCGGAGCCCCAUCUCCAGCAGGAAAGCGCCGUCCACCCAGUCCAGCCCCCAGCUCCAGAAGAAAGGCCUGAGUAGCCCCCAGGCCCCCCGGAAGGGUUCAGUAAGCCCCAAGAACACCCGCAAAUGCCCUGAGGUGGCAGAAUCGCACCCGCCAGCGAGGCCCAAAGCAGGGGACAGCGGCAAAUCCGGCCGGCUGCAGUGAAGGCAAGGGGGGCCUUCACGGAUGCGUGUUGCAUGUGCCCGGGGAGAGGACAUGGUGGCCACUGCCAUGCCCUCCUGUGGCCCCUUCCCGCCAAUGUGUGAGGCCUGUGUGUGGUGUUUGAGGGAAGGAGCCACGCUGUGCCCUGAAGAGGGCCCUGUCUGGGCACAGCCCUCCAGGUGUCUUUUUAAGGGCUCCAGAGAAAAGACAAAGAUGGACUGUGAACCCAGCUGUUCUGGACCCUGCAAGCCUCAGGUAUUUUCUUGGCCACGACACUACCCCGUGGCAGAUGUCAAGAGUUGUCCUGUCACAGGCUGUUCUUGUGGAUCCCGAUGGGAGGCAUUCACAGGCAGAACCUUUGUACGUGGAUCUCUCGCGGGAAAGCCGACGGGGGCCUGCAUUGCAUCCGUUCCCAGCAAUCCUCAUUCCCUUCACCAGUUCCUCCCAAUUCGCGUGGGCCACGACCCACAGGGAGAGCCCUUUGCCCUCUUCCUCUCUUUGCCCCACAUGCUUCACUCAGCCCACUUGGCAAAGGUCCCGGCCAACACAAGAGGAGACGGUUUUUCGUGGUUGGGGGUGGGCGGGAGAGGUCUCGACCAGGCCAAUGCCAGUGGUGGAUGUAGCGGUGGCCUGCCUUGUUGUCAGCACUUUUGGGCGAUUAAAACAUCACGCAGUUCUGCA